Messenger RNA from Microcebus murinus (gray mouse lemur), 3889 nucleotides. RefSeq names its product DENN domain containing 3 (gene DENND3). Gene Ontology annotation, biological process: regulation of Rab protein signal transduction. The record is from RefSeq and is a predicted model, not a curated record. Lineage: Eukaryota; Metazoa; Chordata; Mammalia; Primates; Cheirogaleidae. Gene Ontology annotation, molecular function: protein binding. Gene Ontology annotation, cellular component: cytoplasmic vesicle.
AUGGCAGAGCCUGCGCCGCAGCACCUGUCGCUGCCCUCGGGGCUGCUGGAGCUGUGCGCGCUGCUGGGCGCCUCCCGGGACAGCCUGCGCGGCCUGGAGCAGGUUGUCCAGAAAAAGGGAGUCAACGAUCUUUCUUCUUUGGAUCCAGAGGUUCUGUCUGUUUUUGUGCCUCCUUUUGUCAGCACAGAGGACAGUCAGGUGGCCAGUGCGAGCUGCACCACUCUGGGCAAAGCCAGGAAGCGCUCCUUCCGGAAGAAGAGAGAGAGGCCCAAACCGGAACCCGGGAAGGGUCUCUCGGGGGAGCCCAGAGUGCCGGACUCUGAGGACAUCAGCAUCUCGGGUGGCGUGGACCUCCUCGCCCUGCCCCAGCUGUGCUUCCCAGGGGGCGUGUGCGUGGCCUCGGAACCAAAGGAGGAUCAGGUCCACUUCCUGGUGCUGACGGACAUCUGUGGGAACAGAACCUACGGCGUGGUUGCCCAGUUCUACCGACCCCUGCACGACGAGUACUGUUUCUACAAUGGAAAAACACACUGGGAGCCGUCCUGGUCGACUGUGAGCGCUGCCGGCUGCUGCUUCGUGCCCUUUGCGGUGUGCGUGGUCUCCAGACUCCCCUAUUACAACUCGCUCAAGGACUGCCUCUCCUGUUUAUUGACUCAUCUGAAGCUCUGUAAAGAUUUUGAAGUUGACAAUCCCAUAAAAGAUUUUGCUGCAAAACUAUCUUUAAUACCCACUCCGCCACCUGGACCACUUCAUUUGAUCUUUAACAUGAAGCCGCUACAGGUCGUGUUUCCCUCUCGAGCGGACCCCGAGAGCCCCGUCAUCGACCUGGACCUGCACCUGCCCCUGCUGUGCUUCCGCCCCGAGAAGGUGCUGCAGAUCCUGACGUGCAUUUUAACGGAACAGCGGAUCGUGUUCUUCUCCUCGGACUGGGCUCUGCUGACGCUGGUGGCCGAGUGCUUCAUGGUCUACCUGCACCCCCUGCAGUGGCAGCACACCUUCGUGCCUCUGCUGUCCGACCAGAUGCUGGACUUCAUCAUGGCGCCCACGUCCUUCCUCAUGGGCUGCCAUCUAGAUCACUUGGAAGAAGUCAGCAAGGAAGGUGACGGUUUAGUCCUGAUAAACAUCGAUAACGGGAGCAUCAGCUACUCUAAGUCCUCGGACAGCGACAUGAACGUCCCUGACCUCCCUCUCCUGGCAGCACAGACGUUUAUUCAGAGGGUCCAGGGCCUCCAGCUGCACCACGAGCUGCACCUUGCUCACCGCAGCUCCAGCACAGACCUGAACGAGGGCCGAGCGCACAGGCGGGCCUGGCAGCAGAAGCUCAACUGCCAGAUCCAGCAGGUCACCCUGCAGCUGCUCGUCAGCAUCUUCAGGGAAGUGAAGAAUCAUUUAAAUUAUGAACAUAGAGUAUUUAAUAGUGAAGAAUUUCUUAAAACAAGAGCUCCAGGGGAUCAGUGGUUUUAUAAACAGGUUCUAGACACCUACAUGUUUCACUCUUUCCUCAAAGCCCGGCUCAACAGGAUGAUGGACGCCUUUACCCGGAUGGACCUCAACACCCAGUCUGAGGAGGACAGAAUAAAUGGGACGCUUAUAAGUCCACGAAGGCCGACAAUUGAGAAAAUGGCCUCGAGGAAGCCUUCGCCCCUGCACGUCGCGCGCAGGCGCAUGGUGGUCAGCAUGCCCAACCUGCAGGACAUAGCCACGCCCGAGCUGGUGCCCAAGAACUCGUCGCUGCGGCUGGUGGACACUGCGGGCUGUAGGGGCAGCAGCACAGUUCUGAAUGUGGCCCCUAAAUCCACGUACACAUUCAAGAUUCCAGAAAUCCACUUUCCCCUGGUGAGCCAGUGUGUCCAGGCGUAUUACUCGGACUUUGUCACCCUGCUGAGUAAGGCCAUAAACUUUCUGGCCCCAGAGAACUCUCUGCUCCUGGCCCGGUAUUUCUACCUGCGAGGACUUGUGCAUCUGAUGCAAGGACAGCUGCUGAACGCCCUCUUGGACUUCCAGAAUCUGUACAAAACAGACAUACAGAUUUUUCCUGCUGAUCUGGUUCGGAGGACGGUGGCGUCCCUGUCUGCGCCCGAGCGUGCCCAGGCUGAGCGGACGCCCGAGCUGAAGAGGCUCCUUAGCCAGGUGCUGGACCAGCCGGGCGAGGCCCCGAAGGCCGACGACCACGUGAAGAACUUCGAGCUGCCCAGGAAGCACAUGCAGCUGGAGGACUUCGUGAAGCGGAUCCAGGAAUCGGGGAUCGUGAAGGACGCCAACAUCAUCCACCGGCUGUUUGAGGCGCUGACUGUAGGGCAGCAGAAACAAAUCGACCCAGAAACAUUCAAAGAUUUCUACAACUGCUGGAAGGAGACGGAAGCAGAAGCCCAGGAGGUCAGUGUGCCUUGGCCGGUGAUGGAACAUCUGGAUAAAAACGAGUGUGUUUAUAAGCUGUCGAGCUCCGUCAAGACAAGUCUAGGUGUUGGCAAGAUCGCCAUGACCCAGAAGCGCCUGUUCCUCCUGACUGAAGGGAGACCAGGCUACGUGGAGAUUUCUACCUUCAGAAAUAUAGAGGAGGUCAAAUGUACCACAGUCGCGUUUCUACUUCGGAGAAUACCCACUUUGAAAAUUAAAAUGGUGUCCAAGAAAGAAGUCUUUGAAGCUAACCUUAAAGCAGAGUGCGACCUUUGGCACCUGAUGGUGAAGGAGAUGUGGGCCGGGAAGAAGCUGGCCGAUGACUACAAGGACCCUCAGUACGUCCAGCAGGCGCUGACCAACGUCUUGCUGAUGGACGCUGUCGUUGGCACGCUGCAUUUUCAAGGCGCCAUCUACGCCGCCUCCAAGUUAUCCUACUUCAACAAGAUGAAGAACGAACUGCCCAUGGCGGUGCCAAAGACGACCUCGGAAACACUGAAGCACAAAAUCGACCCUUCAGCCGGAGAGACGGCCCCGCGGGCCAUCGACAUCCUGUUGUACACGCCAGGGCACCUGGACCCAGCAGAGAAAGUUGAGGACGCUCACCCCAAACUCUGGUGCGCUCUGGACAACGGCAGAGUGACCGUGUACGACGCCGCCUCCUGGACGGUCCACCAGCACUGCUUCAAAGUGGGCACGUCCAAGCUGAACUGCAUGGCGAUGGUGGAGCAGAACCAGGUGUGGAUUGGCUCGGAAGACUCCGUCAUCUACAUCAUCAACGUCCACAGCAUGUCCUGCAACAAGCAGCUCACGGAUCACCGCUCCAGUGUCACGGACUUGAUUGUGCAGGACGGAAACAAGGCGCCCAGGGAGGUUUUCUCGUGCAGUGUGGACGGGACAAUCCUGGCUUGGAAUGUGAGCACGCUGCGGGUGACCAGCCAGUUCCAGCUGCCGGGCGGCGGCCUCUCGUCCAUCAGGCUGCACGGCGGCCGCCUGUGGUGCUGUACCAGCAGCAGCAUUGUGGCUGUAACCACGAAUGGCUUUCUUCGUCAAGAGUUGAAGAUCAAAGAGAACUUUGGAGAGACGAGCACGUCCUUCCUCACCUUCCAGCUCCUGCCCGAGCAGGAGCAGCUGUGGGCGGCCUGUGCGGGCUACAGCGAGGUCUUCAUCUGGAGCCUGAAGGACCUGUCCCAGCCCCUCGCGAGGGUGCCCCUGCAGGACUGCUCCGAGAUCAGCUGCAUGAUCAGGGUGAAGCAGCAGAUCUGGGCGGGCAGCAGAGGGCUGUCCCAGGGGCAGCCCAAAGGGAAGAUCUACGUGAUCGACACCAAGACGAGGAGUGUGGAGAAGGAGCUGGUGGCCCACGCGGACGCCGUGAGGACCCUGUGCUCGGCCGAGGACAGAUACGUGCUGAGUGGAUCGGGCAGGGAUGAGGGCAAGAUCGCCAUUUGGAAGGUCGAGUAAAUGUGGGUGACUGCUCUGUGAGCGAGGACCA